Molecule: messenger RNA, 1242 nt
Organism: Penicillium vulpinum
Lineage: Eukaryota; Fungi; Ascomycota; Eurotiomycetes; Eurotiales; Aspergillaceae
Exons: 1
Coding region: 1-1242 (413 amino acids)
Biological process (GO): phenylacetate catabolic process; fatty acid beta-oxidation
Cellular component (GO): peroxisome
Molecular function (GO): acetyl-CoA C-acyltransferase activity
Source: RefSeq, a predicted model, not a curated record
AUGGCUUCUCCAAUUCCCCGCGGUCUCCGCCAAGUGCUCCAGAAGUCCCCCAAUGAUAUUGUGAUCCUCUCCUCUUUGCGCACCCCCGUUACCCGUGCCAAGAAGGGUGGUUUCAAGGACGCCUACCCAGAAGAGCUGCUCGCCAGCGUGCUGCAGGCAACACUAAAGGCAAACCCGAACCUAGACCCUGCCCAGAUUGACGAUGUGCUCAUCGGCUCUGUCCUGCAAGAACUGGGCGGCGCCAAAGCCGGCCGCAUGGGCCAGAUCCAUGCCGGCUUCCCUCACUCCGUGCCCUUCAACACAAUGAACCGUCAGUGCUCAUCCGGCCUAGCAGCUAUCACAACAAUUGCCAACGGUAUCCGCGCUGGCGCCAUCAACGUCGGUGUCGGUGGUGGCAUGGAAUCCAUGACCCGCAACUACGGCUCUCGCGCCAUCCCCACAGUCCUCUGGCCCGAGCUGAAAGAGUCCUACUCCCAGGACGCUCGCGACUGCAUCAUGCCCAUGGGUCUUACCUCUGAAAAUGUUGCGUCGCGCUAUGGUAUCUCCCGCGCAGACCAGGAUGCCUUCGCCGUCGAGUCCCACGCCAAGGCCUCCGCCGCCCAGAAGGCAGGCCGCUUCGACUCCGAGAUCGUCUCGGUCACUACCAAGACCCUCGACCCCAACGACCCCGAUGCCCCCGCAAAGGACGUGACUGUCUCCCAGGACGAUGGCAUCCGCCACGGUUUGUCCCUCGAGAAGGUGGCCUCGCUCAAGCCCGCUUUCUCGCCUACCGGUGCCAGUACUGCCGGUAACAGCUCGCAGGUCAGCGACGGCGCCGCCGCCGCUUUGUUGAUGCGUCGCUCCACCGCCGAGGAGCUGGGUCUGUCUGGUUCCAUUAAGGCGCGCUGGGUCGCGUCUGCCGUCGCGGGCUGUGCCCCCGAUGAGAUGGGUGUUGGACCUGCUGUUGCCAUCCCUAAGCUUCUGCAGACUGUUGGCGUUGAGGUUUCGGAGGUCGGUGUUUGGGAGAUUAACGAAGCUUUCGCCUCCCAGGCUCUCUACAGCGUUCGCAAGCUUGGAAUCGACCAGGCUAAGGUUAACCCCAAUGGCGGUGCUAUUGCUAUCGGUCACCCCCUCGGCGCUACUGGUGCUCGUCAAUUGGCUACUCUGUUGCCUGAGUUGGAGCGUAGUGGCCAGGAAAUCGGUGUUAUUAGCAUGUGCAUUGGCACAGGUAUGGGUAUGGCGGGCAUGUUUGUUCGCGAGUAA